Messenger RNA from Loxodonta africana (African savanna elephant), 1377 nucleotides. It is a transcript of the gene RHBG, whose product is annotated as Rh family B glycoprotein. Bases 1 to 1377 code for a protein of 458 amino acids. Gene Ontology annotation, molecular function: ammonium channel activity. The transcript is spliced from 10 exons. Lineage: Eukaryota; Metazoa; Chordata; Mammalia; Proboscidea; Elephantidae. The record is from RefSeq and is a predicted model, not a curated record. Gene Ontology annotation, cellular component: plasma membrane. Gene Ontology annotation, biological process: ammonium transmembrane transport; ammonium homeostasis.
AUGCCCGGGUUCCCCCGCCGCUCCGAGGGCCGGCGCCUGCAGCUGCCCUUGCUGUGCCUCCUCUUCCAGGGCGCCACCGCCGUCCUCUUUGCGGCCUUUGUCCGCUACAACCACGAAACCGACCCUGCCCUCUGGCACUGGGGCAACCACAGUAACGCGGCCAAUGAAUUUUACUUUCGCUACCCAAGCUUCCAGGAUGUGCACGUCAUGGUCUUCGUGGGCUUCGGCUUCCUCAUGGCCUUCUUGCAGCGCUACGGCUUCAGCAGCGUGGGCUUCACCUUCCUCCUGGCCGCCUUUGCCCUGCAGUGGUCCACGCUCAUCCAGGGCUUCCUUCACUCCUUUCAUGGCGGUUACAUCUAUGUUGGCGUGGAGAGCAUGAUCAAUGCUGACUUCUGCGCCGGAGCCGUGCUCAUCUCCUUCGGCGCCAUAUUGGGCAAGACCGGGCCCACCCAGCUGCUGCUCAUGGCCCUGCUGGAGGUGGUGCUGUUUGGCAUCAACGAGUUUGUGCUCCUCAGUCUCCUGGGGGUGAGGGAUGCAGGAGGCUCCAUGACUAUCCACACCUUUGGUGCCUACUUCGGGCUGGUCCUCUCACGGGUGCUCUACAGGCCCCAGCUGGAGAAGAACAAGCAUCGCCAGGGCUCUGUCUACUAUUCUGACCUCUUUGCCAUGAUUGGGACCAUCUUCCUGUGGCUCUUCUGGCCCAGUUUCAACUCUGCGCCCUCAGCACUGGGAGACGGGCAACAUCGGACAGCCCUCAACACCUACUACUCCUUGUCUGCAAGCACCCUCAGCACCUUUGCCCUGUCAGCCCUUGUCGGAGGAGAUGGGCGGCUGGACAUGGUCCACAUCCAGAAUGCAGCGCUGGCUGGAGGGGUCGUGGUGGGGACGUCAGGUGAAAUGAUGCUGACACCCUUCGGGGCUCUGGCAGCUGGCUUCCUGGCCGGGACUGUCUCCACACUGGGGUACAAGUUCUUCACGCCCAUCCUUGAGUCAAGAUUCAAAAUCCAAGACACGUGUGGCGUCCACAAUCUUCAUGGGAUGCCAGGGAUCCUGGGGGCUCUCCUGGGGGUCCUUGUAGCUGGCCUGGCCACCCACGAAGCUUACGGAGAUGGCCUGGAGAAUGUGUUCCCACUCAUUGCAGAGGGCCAGCGCAGCGCCACGUCUCAGGCUGUGCACCAGCUCUUUGGGCUGUUUGUCACACUGACGUUUGCCUCUGUGGGCGCGGGGCUUGGAGGACUCCUGCUGAAGCUGCCCUUCCUGGACUCCCCACCGGACUCCCAGUGCUUCGAGGACCAGAUUUACUGGGAGGUGCCAGGGGAGCUUGAGGAAGAAGCCCAGGGACCUCUGAGGACCAAGGAACCAGACACUCGGGCCUAA